GGCUGAGGAGACACGUCUUCGCCGCCCUUUCCCGGCAUUCGCUGCUCCUCCCUUCGCGUCUCGCUGCCUCUUUUCCUUCCGCUCCCUCAGCGCAAGGCGGCGGCGGCGGGCGGACUCUGCCGCUUUCCCCGCGCGCGGCGGCGCCAUGGCGGACGGCGAGGCGGCGGCGGCGGCGCCUGAUCCAGGGCUUUCAGCUCGGGGAGCCGGCAUUGCCGGCAGCGCAAAGGGGCUGCUGCAGAAGGGCUUCGACAUGUACGUGCGAGAUCCGUUCGACGCCGCUCACAACCCUCAGGGCAUUUUGAAUUUUGGAACAAGUGAGAACAAGCUUUGCUUUGAUUUAAUACAGGAAAGGCUCGUAAAACCUGACAUGGCUUAUCUGGAACCUCACUUACUUCAGUAUUCAGAUACACAAGGCAUUAAAAGUUUUAGAGAAGAAAUUGCAAAGUUUCUUACGGAAUAUGCAAAAGCUCCAACAGCACUAGAUCCAGAUCAUUUUAUAGUUCUGAAUGGCUGCUGUGCCGUCUUUGCUACGCUGUCAACUGUGUUAUGUGAUCCUGGAGAUGGGUAUCUGAUUCCUACCCCAUAUUAUGGUGGAAUAAACUCCAAAGUGCGGCUGUAUGGUGGAAUGCAACCUAUCCAUGUGCCCUUGUUCAGUGAGGUGACUAAUGAAGAAAGUCGACCAUUUCAGUUAACUGUUGAAAAAUUAGAAACUGCACAUCAGAGAGCCAUAGAACAGGGCAUCAGAGUCAGAGCUUUAAUCCUGAUCAACCCUCACAAUCCAUUAGGGGACAUUUACCCAGCACAGUUACUGAAAGAAUGUCUAGACUUUGCACACAGACAUAAAUUACAUGUAAUAAUGGAUGAAAUUUAUAUGCUGUCUGUAUAUGGUGAUGCCACAUUCACAAGCAUUCUUAGCUUGGAGAGUUUACCAGAUCCAGAUCGGACACACUUUAUGUGGGGAUUCAGUAAGGAUUUUGGCAUGUGUGGCAUCAGAGUUGGAGUAUUAUACACCAGAAAUCAUGAGGUCAGGAAAGCAGUUAAUCAGCUGGCUGUUUUCCAUGGUUGUCCUGGACCAGUGCAAUAUGUUCUCAGCCAGAUCCUUCAUGACAGAGAAUGGCUGGAUAAUGUGUUUUUCCCAACCAAUAAAAGAAGACUUAAGGAAGCACAGAACAUUCUUGUGGAUGGUCUUGCAGAGAUGGGAAUACCUGUUUUUAAAAGCUCAGGAGGAUUAUAUGUGUGGGCUGACUUCAGAAAAUUCUUAAAGUCACAGACAUUUGAAGCUGAAAUGGAUUUAUGGUGGAAAAUUCUUGGUGAAAAGCUGCUCAUUAGUCCUGGGAAAGCCUUUUGCUGUUAUGAACCUGGAUGGUUUAGGCUGGUCUUCUCAGAUUCUAUAGACAGAAUCUACUUGUGUAUUCAGAGACUUCAGCAAAUGCUACGUGAUAAAAUAGAUGAACCUAUAGCUUCAUCUCAUGAAGAAAAUGAGCAUAUUGAAUUAGAUGAUGAAACUUCAGCCAACUACAUAAAUACAUCAGUGGAUGAUGUCUCAGAAGGAUAUUCACACUUGAAGAAAAUAGCUGUCUUCUAAGAACCUGAAUGCAAAAACAAAGCAUGGCAUAUUUAUAUUUACUGUAACUCUGACUCCCCUUUGUUUUGUUUAGUAUGGCAGGCAGGCAUUAAUAUUUUGUUGUAACCUAUGGUUACUAAUUUGACUAUGGAGAUUCUACUUAUUUGCAACCUGGCAGACUUUCUGUCCUAUAUUCUCC
Molecule: messenger RNA, 1763 nt
Organism: Podarcis raffonei (Aeolian wall lizard)
Lineage: Eukaryota; Metazoa; Chordata; Lepidosauria; Squamata; Lacertidae
Product: 1-aminocyclopropane-1-carboxylate synthase-like protein 1
Exons: 14
Coding region: 146-1585 (479 amino acids)
Biological process (GO): amino acid metabolic process; biosynthetic process
Molecular function (GO): pyridoxal phosphate binding; transaminase activity
Source: RefSeq, a predicted model, not a curated record